Molecule: messenger RNA, 1042 nt
Organism: Exophiala viscosa
Lineage: Eukaryota; Fungi; Ascomycota; Eurotiomycetes; Chaetothyriales; Herpotrichiellaceae
Exons: 2
Coding region: 290-895 (201 amino acids)
Source: RefSeq, a predicted model, not a curated record
AGCCGUGCCACCUCAGUGCUCACAGCAACCAACCCCUGGCCGCGGGCGCAAAAUGGCGUGUGCAUCGCGGUUGAGUGUCCUACCUACUAUGACCCCGGGCUGACCAAGGUACAGUCGCACCCUCUUGACCUCUUCUUCUCACCUUUAUUCACCUGACAGCUCAUUUCCGACCCUCUACAACUUUGCAAACUGGUCGCAAAGCUUUCGCGACUCAUUAUUUGCAUUUACAUUGACUCAACUAUCCUUCCGUUGUAUUUAUAUUGCAUCGGCCUCUCUCCCUGACGUCAUUAUGCCUGGCGAAGAACCCGAGAAAGGAGACAAAGUCUCAUGGAACUGGGGUGGAGGCGCGCCAGGCGGCACCGUUGCAGAGAAGAAGACUGAAGGCGAAAUCGCCAUCACCAGCAAGCGCGGCAACAAGAUCAAGAAGAAUGCGGAACCAGGCAACCCUGCCGUGCACAUCGAGCGGUCUGGCAACGAUGUCGUAAAGAAAGCAUCGGAGCUCAACAUCGAAGAAAAGGCCAAUGGCGCAAGCGGUGAGACUCACGAGGAUAAAGAGGAGAAGAAGACUGGAGAGAAGAGAAAGCACGAGGAGGUCGAGGAUGGCGACGAGAAAAAAGAAGAGGCUGAGAAGAAAGAAGGGGGUCUAGAAGACAACGCUGAGGGCAAAACAGUUCGGACAGGCGGCAAGACUGAAAAGGCUAAACCUGCUGCUAAGAAGCAGAAGAAGACCGAGAAGACUGAGGAGAAGAAGGAGGACAAGAAGGAAGAGAAGCCAGAAAAGAAGAAAGCUGGUCGACCCAAGAAGACCGAGGGUGCUUCUUCGAAAGCGAAGAAGAAUCCGACACCUCGCGCUGGUGACGGCAUCGGUUCGCGAACAAGGAGCCAGAAAAAGUAGUUAUAGGCGCUGGAUCUCUUUGUUUAUGACGGAUGUGCAUGGGUGGUAUAGGAAAACAGGCCUAGCACACGCUGGGACCCAGGAAAGGCUAGAAGCAUGUAUCAAUGGACUAGUAAUGGACAAAAUCUAGGAACUUGGACCUUCUGA